This is a messenger RNA of Mesorhabditis belari, 363 nucleotides long. Lineage: Eukaryota; Metazoa; Nematoda; Chromadorea; Rhabditida; Rhabditidae. The record is from the annotation of a GenBank genome assembly.
AUGCUCGGCGCGUCGAGCAGCGAGGACGAGGACGAUGAGUUUAUCGAGCCGCAGGAUAAUCGAAACCAAAAGCGUUCUUUUCUCUCUGGCCCAACGAUCAGUCCCCGUUCGGCUUCUCCAGCUCCAUCAGACAGCGUUUCACAAUGUAACUCGUUAAAGAGAGACAACUCGCUUGGACCGAAAAGAAAUGAUUCGAUUGGCGCACAGACACCGCAAAGACAGGCAAGAACCGUCUCAACAAUCUCUCGACCAAUCAUGCAAUCAUCACAAGAGAUUUCCGAUGAAGAUGGGAAUCAAGGAAGAGCUUCCCGUGAAUCCAGGAGAAGAAAACUUGUCUCGAGAGGAGUUGGAAAGGAUACGCGC